AUGAAUGAAAAAUGCGAAUAUGAGGAUCCACAGAACAAGUCGCUUAUGUCACAAAAUGUAUCGAGCAUCAGUCUGAAUUCGUCUGCGAUUAGACAAAUUCAUUAUCGCUUGAAGCAGAAAAUGCGCAUCCUCAUUUUGAUGCUUCGGAAGACUAGUGGCUACAUGCAGACAUGUCAUGAGAUGCUGUCACUUACCGUGAUUUCGAGUGCUGAUGUCCUGCUUGAUAGAGGAUAUGAGGAUUGGAGUCAGCCGUUUCACCUGUUCGAUGCCACGUCGGAGGAGACCGGCAUGGGACUGGUUUACCAGCUCCUCUUGCCGAUUGUCCACUUCUUUAAUCAUUUGGCCCAUGCAGGGAGUCAGGUUCUGUCGGCAAAGGCAGGACAGAAAACGACCAAUAUCACGAUCCAGAAUGGCACAAAUGAUCAAAUAAUGAAAUGA
Protopolystoma xenopodis is the source of this 438-nucleotide messenger RNA. The record is from the annotation of a GenBank genome assembly. Lineage: Eukaryota; Metazoa; Platyhelminthes; Monogenea; Polystomatidea; Polystomatidae.